UGAUUAUAUUGGACAAUUACGCUUCAAAUACUUUGAGCGCCAUGCCUCCAAUAACGGUUCCAGUGUCGCCUCGAGUGUUUAAGGCCAUCGAGAAGUCCGACAUCCACACCUUAGCCUUCUGCAGGGAGGAAGAGAUCCGUCCGAUCCUGCCAUGUCUCGUCCGGAUGAGUCUGAUCGCGCCCUUGGAUCACUCCGAGGAAUGCAUCGCCGGACGGAAGGUUAUACUGAGAAUACUGUCUGGGAUAGAAGUGGUCAACUCCCUAGUGGCUCUUCUUUCUAUCGACUUCCCGGCACUUGAAGUGGAUGUCAAAAAAGAGCAGCAACUGAGGCAGAAACUUGGUGGAAGCAGUCAGAGUGAGAGUGUCUUGUGCAAAAUUUUAACAGAUGGACUGGCUUUGGAGUUUGAGUGCUCAGAUCCUACUCGCAGUUUGCGACUCUUGUUAUCGGAGUUACUGCUUGUGAUGGCUCAGAUACGUGAACCACGCCAGGAUUUUUAUCACAAGUCCUCAGAAUUGUUUGACAAUCCCUGUUAUUUGGAAGAAGUGAGCGAUGUGCUGUGUAUUGCAUUAGCCGAACUCCCGGCUUUGCUACAGCCGGCAGAAGUAGCAGAGGCACUCAUUCAUGUUACUAAUGGCCCCACACUUAUUGCUCGUAUGGUAGCUAACCAGCCCGACUGUUUUUAGAGAAGAGAGAUUGUGACAGGAUUAGUAAUGGCUGGUGCAAGCAAGAUGAGGAUAGUCCAAGUGGUUUGUUUACGUCUCCAAGCUGUUAGAACUUUAUGUCAGAUGAACCCAAGCCAAGCACUUAAUGUUAGAGCUCUUUGUGUGGAGCAGUGUCGUAUGCCAGGUCUGGCAGUGUACUUGACUUUGGAUGCUGGAGUAAGCAAUGUUUGUUCUUCAGGGAGUGUGGGGGGAAUUGGAACAGUUUAUGGAGGAGAGAGUGGAGAUGUAGUAAGUUUUAUUACAGGCCUUCUCCUUUCCCAUAAUCAUCAGCAACGCACAUGGUUUGCGCAGUUUGUCAAGAGUGGACAGAGGAGAAAAUAUGAGCACCAAGCUUCAGCACUAACUGCUCUCAGAACAUACCUCAGUGGAAGGCUGCGAAAUCUUCUUCUCUUCAAUAGCAACGAUACAUUACCUGACUCUCAAGUGAUAUAUGCCACAGCAUUACUGAGACUGUAUUGUGCUCUCAAAAGUCUAGCCAAUUUGAAAUUCAGCGAAGAAAAGGAAAUUGGCCUCUUGUUACAAUUAGUGACUUGUCAUCCACCGCCUUCAGCUGCGGGAGUACGAUUUGUUAGUACAGGUCUUUGUAUGUUGAUUGCUUGUCCAUCACUCAUUUCCUUGCAAGAAAAUGAACGAAGGGCGUCAGAGUGGAUCAAGUGGUUGGUGAAAGAAGAAGCAUAUUUUGCUGGGGCCAGUGGUGUAUCAUCAUCCUUUGGUGCAAUGCUUUUGCUCAUGGCCAUUCAUUUCCAUGUCCAGCAACUCAGUGCCAUCAUUGAAUUAGUGAGUGCAGCUCUUGGGAUGAAAAUCAUCACUCGGGCAAAUAAUCUUGCUCGAAUCAAAUACAUUUUUACUCAUGAUGUCUUUACAGAACAGGUUGUAACUGCUCAUGCUGUUAAAGUUCCUGUCACAUCAUGUCUGAAUGCCAAUAUACCAGGUUUUCUUCCAGUUCAUUGUGUUUAUCAUCAGUUGAAAAGUAGAAUGUUUACUAAGCAUAAAGUACCUAUUAAAGACUGGAUAUAUAAUCAGAUCUGUGCUUCAACAACACCGUUACACCCAGUAAUGCCGCAGUUGAUAGAUGUAUACGUAAACUCUAUUAUAUUACCGGCCAGUAAAGGGGGACCAACAGAUACCUUCAAUGAACCAAUAUCAGAAGAGGAGAUAAUGGCAGUUUUCUCGCAGUCUAUAUUCACAGAAAAAUCUUCACGAAAGGUCGAGUGGGAAAGAAAUGCAAGAAGGGCCUUAUGUAACAAAAACAAGAGUAUAAUGUCGGAGGGAAGGCAAAAACCUAUGAGUGGCUGCUCAACAAAUUGUGUAACUCAUCCAGCACCCCCUGGCGGAUCAGUUGGUAUCUGUCUAAGCAUGAUGCGUGAGAGGACCUCAAGUGUUGAUGCAGUAUCAGGUCAUGUAAUGCCAGCCCCAUCUAUAACUUCGUCACAGAUAGGUUCAAACACGUCCACAGCUUCAGGCUUGCCCAUUGCAUCUGUGAUGAUUCUUCAGCUACUUUUACUAUACUACUUGUUGCUAUAUGAAGAUGUUCGUUUGAACAACACACAUCAACUUUUGACCAGUAAUCGACGUGUCCAUUCAUAUUCACCUCACCUGUUUGCUCAGCUUCCCAUCAGAUACUUACUUUCUCAUGCUCAAAGAGAGCAAAGAUUAUAUGCAGGAUUGUUUUCUUCGUUAGUCAAGUUAUUGGUAAGUCACUAUCCUCAGCUUUGCUUAGUUGAAGAUUGGCUAUACCAGAGUACAUCAGCAGAUUCUCAUCUGGGUAUUCUGCCACCAAAAGUUCAGUUGGACUCUCAGUCAGUCACCAAAGCUAUGGAAGAUGCUGCAGACAAACCAGGUCGUCUGUUAGUUGUAUUGGAUAGUUUGCGAUGCAUGCCACCAUAUCACCUUUGGCCACUAGCUGCUUCACUCACAGCUUCCAUCAAAUGCUUAUUACAACCAGGUGUCCCUCGUUAAGAUACCUAUCGUCAAGUGUGGAUGCGACUUAAUUCACUGUUUCCACGUCGACUGUGGGCGAUGACAGUGGAAGGUUUAAGACCCAAAGAAAUUGGCAGCAAGCUGAGGAAAGUGCUUUCUGAAGAUGAUAUCAUUCUUGAUCCUCUGUAUGUUCUUCGAUGUGAUGAAAGAGUUUUUAGAUCAGCACCACUUCUCCAGCUUGUAAUAUAUAUGCUUCAAGUGUAUUUAUUAUCAUCUCGAACGUUCCUAUCCCAGCAAAUGCAAAAUACCCCCCUAGUGAACACACCACAUAGCGCUGGUAGUGGGAAUAACAAUAUGGCACCACAAGCCAUAGAUGAAGAACGAGAAAAACUCAAAGGUGCACUCAUACUCACUCAGGAGAGUGCAGCUGUUCAGAUCCUUUUUAGAAGCAGUUUGAAGAAGGAGGAAGAUACGGAAAAUGGAGGUGCUUUAGCACUGCAAGAAAUCAGAAGUAUUGUAUGCUCUUAUAUCCAUCAAGCUUUCCUUAAAGAUACAACAUUAGCAAAGCUUGUUCAUUUUCAGGGUUAUGAUGGUGAGCUGAUAGGGCCUGUAGUUCGAGGUGUGCCUUCCAUGCAUAUAGCAAUUGGACUCAACUGGAUUCCAGAACUUUUGCAGUUGCCUGAUUUAGAGAAGCAGCUGUUUGCUAUUGAUCUUACAUCUCAUCUGGCUCUACAAAAUGCAAUGCCAUCUACUUUAAGCAUAUCUAAGGCUUGCAAUAUACAACCCACCCUUGCAACAUUACUUUCUGUUCUGGGAGAAAAGGAGAGGCUCCAUAUUAUGGAGGCAUCAUUGCCUUCACUGAUUAACAUUGGACGUGCAUUCCCUGCUCUUACUGAUGAUCUCCUGCAUCUGUUAGUGAUGUAUGGGAGAGUUGCUGCAGCACAGUCUGCAUUAUCAGCGGCUCCAACUCCGAGAUCAAUUGCCUUUAUGGAGAAGCCUUUUAUUAUGGAAGAAAAUUUGAAAGAGGAAAAAAUGGACUUUGAAGAAAGUGUACCAGAAGGCACCAGUGAACCUUUUCCAUGGCAUACAGCACCAAAGGUUCCAAAAGAUGAUCAGCUUUUUGCUUCCGUAAUAUAUGUUUUCAAAAAGUUGGUUAUUGAAAGCACCAUGACUCACAACCUGUAUUAGUGAUACCAGUUCUUUACUAUAAUAAAGAAAUGCAAUUUUAUGAAACUGGACACUGUAAUUAAUGUAAAUUAUCUGUAUGAUCUUGCGAGUUCCAUAAACAAUAAACACCAUCAUUAGUUAAAUGGCAGGAAACUGACAAACUUAUGGUCCUAGGACCAUCACAGUCAAAAAUAUUUCUUGAAUUUUGUUGUGUGUGUGUAUGUACAAAUUAUAAUCUUCAUUUUACAUGAUGUAAAUCGUUUAUCCAAAUGACAGUAAGUUGACUAGUUUCAUUCAACAUCAUAAGUAUUUUUAAUAAAU
Molecule: messenger RNA, 4130 nt
Organism: Macrobrachium nipponense
Lineage: Eukaryota; Metazoa; Arthropoda; Malacostraca; Decapoda; Palaemonidae
Product: integrator complex subunit 2-like
Biological process (GO): snRNA 3'-end processing
Cellular component (GO): integrator complex
Source: RefSeq, a predicted model, not a curated record